AUGCAUACAUAAAAUAAUUUUAUGUACAAUUCAUAAGGUUAUAUGUAUCCUUAAUAAUAUAUGUAUCCACAUCCACAUCCACCUCCAAAUUAUGUUUUCCCAUAAUAAAUACAACCUCCUUAAUUUUAUUAUAUGAAUCCAUAAAAUCCAGCUAUGUAUUAAUAUAAUAUUGGAUAAUAACAAUAACAAUAAUAAAGAAUCAAAUGUAAUCAACCUAAAACAAAAGAAUAAGAACUUAAAUAAUAAAAACAAUAAGUAGUUAAAUAACAAUCAAAUCAAAAUAUUUAAUAGUAGAUAGAAAUGUAGAAAACAAACUUAAAGAUUUUAACUGAAUAAUAAAUUAGAGAUUAAGUAGGAUCUAUUACAAAAUAAGGAUUUUGUCAUUAUUGUAAUAAGAAUGGAAAAAUGUGUUAUUAUUGUUUCAGCAAUUAUCGAUCAACAGAUUGCAGACAUGGAUUUUGUUUUGAUUGUUUGAUGUUUAAAUUUAAGGUAUAAAUUUACAUUAAAUUAAAUAGAUCAAUCCAAUAAAGAUAUUACUUAGACCAGAUUGGAGUUGUCCUAUUAAAUGCAAAUAAUGUAAUUGUAGUCGAUGCACAAGUUUAAAUUAAAUGGAUUCAGAUUAAUUCAUUUCUAAUGAUUCUGUUGAGAGUUGCAAUAAAUAUGCUCAUAUUAUAGAGAAUACUAAAAAAAUAAAGAAGUAAUAUUAAAAGAAGAAAAACAUUAUAAGAGAGAUGUUUUAAGUAAAAUUUUAGCAAUUAGAUCCAAAAAAGAAAAAAUAAUAAUAGGUAAAUCAUUGGAAUAAAGGUAGUCAAUGAAGAAGACUCUAUUACUUAAUAAGAUUAAGAAGUAGAUGUAAUUUUCAUAGGAAUGCAUUUUGAAAUUGAAAUAGAAACAUAUCUAAAAUGAUGAAUAAAUAUUACAUUAAGUUGUAAGAUAUAACUUUAGUUCUUUGAUUGAUUUAUUUAAGGAAUAUAAAUCAGCUUGA
Messenger RNA from Paramecium pentaurelia, 985 nucleotides. The record is from the annotation of a GenBank genome assembly. NCBI's taxonomy places the organism in Eukaryota, Ciliophora, Oligohymenophorea, Peniculida, Parameciidae.